UAUCCGCCUCCUCCUCAACUACAAGCAUCGCCAGUCCCUAGUAUUCGCCAGACUUGCACACAUCACCAUCCCUCACUCUUCGCCUCGCUAGUUUUCGCUACAUUACGAUCGACGCUCUCAGUAUGUCAGGUUACCCUGAACAGUACCCUCAACAACCAUACCCACAACAGCCAAACCCCCAGCAACCAUACCCCCAGCAACCAUACCCUCAACAGCCAUAUCCUCAACAACCAUACCCUCAACAACCAUACAUCCAGCAACCACAGCAACAAUACAUUCCUCAACAAAGGCCAAACGUUGAGGUGGUCAUCAAGGAGAGGCAGCCACCACCGCCUCGAGUAGUGGUACAGCAGAGGCCGGUGGUCGUGAGGGAGACAGUGGUGGUGGAGGAGAGGCGUCGUGGCGGGGGAGCGCUGGGAGCCGCCGCUCUGGGAAUGGCGGUAGGCAUGGCAGCGGAGGCUGCCAUCGAGGAGGGCCACCACAACCGACACCACCACAACCGACACCACCACCACCACCAUCGUCGCUUCUAACACCGCGUCAUCGCAACUUACGACUCCUCCACCCUCACCACCACACAGGAGACUAUCACAGGAGUCUUAUGUAAGAGUUCCUUCCAUAAGUGACGAUAAGAAAACGCAUUUAAGUACUGUAACUAUAAUCUCAAUGUAAACUCCACGCCAUUAUGGUCGACAACAUUAUGCCUUACUCUAUGUGAACCAGAGAGAUGCGUCCUCUUGGCCUUGGCUGAGGAGGAAGGGGAUUGAACAUGCGAGAAUAUGAAAUAAUGAUAUGUAUGUUAUUUUAAAGAUAUAA
Molecule: messenger RNA, 816 nt
Organism: Homarus americanus (American lobster)
Lineage: Eukaryota; Metazoa; Arthropoda; Malacostraca; Decapoda; Nephropidae
Product: B1-hordein-like
Exons: 4
Coding region: 123-533 (136 amino acids)
Source: RefSeq, a predicted model, not a curated record